Tetrapisispora phaffii CBS 4417 is the source of this 396-nucleotide messenger RNA. It is a transcript of the gene CCW12, whose product is annotated as Ccw12p. NCBI's taxonomy places the organism in Eukaryota, Fungi, Ascomycota, Saccharomycetes, Saccharomycetales, Saccharomycetaceae. The transcript has a single exon. The record is from RefSeq and is a predicted model, not a curated record. Bases 1 to 396 code for a protein of 131 amino acids.
AUGCAAUUUUCCACUGUCGCUUCUUUUGCCGCCGUCGCCGCCGUUGCCACCGCCGCUUCUAACUCCACUGACGCUAACGUCACCACUGAAUACGUUUCUGACAACCAAACUACCUUGGUCACCAUCACUUCUUGUGAAGACCACGCUUGUUCCGAAACUGUUUCCACUGCUUUAGUUUCCACUGCUACUGUCACUGAAAACGGUGUUGUCACUGAAUACACUACCUGGUGUCCACUUUCUUCUGAAGAAGCUGCUCCAGCUACCGUCGCUCCACAUUCUGUCGCCGCUAACUCUACUUCCACCACCCACGCUGUCUCUUCUUACGAAGGUGCUGCUGUCAAGGCUUUACCAGCCGGUGCCGCUUUAUUAGCCGGUGCUGCUGCUUUAUUAUUAUAA